Molecule: messenger RNA, 2310 nt
Organism: Macrosteles quadrilineatus (aster leafhopper)
Lineage: Eukaryota; Metazoa; Arthropoda; Insecta; Hemiptera; Cicadellidae
Gene: Rint1
Product: RAD50-interacting protein 1
Exons: 13
Coding region: 117-2261 (714 amino acids)
Biological process (GO): regulation of ER to Golgi vesicle-mediated transport; endoplasmic reticulum to Golgi vesicle-mediated transport; retrograde vesicle-mediated transport, Golgi to endoplasmic reticulum
Cellular component (GO): Dsl1/NZR complex
Source: RefSeq, a predicted model, not a curated record
UGUUCAAUAAUCCUUCAUUAGCCUAUGUUUAUUGUGUAGACAUUCAAUAAGUUCAGUUAUAUAAAUAUAAGACAAAUAAGUGUUAAUAAUUUUUAAUAAGGCUAACUUUAAUUGCUAUGAUAGAGAACAGUGUAAAAAAACUAGUAAUAGAAAAACUUAAUAAAGAAUUUGGAAAUGAUAUUACAAAUUUAUCUAAGUGCAAGGAUCUUUGCAAGAAGUUAGCAGAAGAAAAAGAGAAAAUUGAAAGAGAGAUAAUAAAAGCAAGUGCUGAUCUGACUUCUCCUGAAACUAUAAAUGAAUUUAAUGAUACUUCAGUCACCGUUGAUGAAAUAACAAAACAAUUCAGUGAACUAUGUAAAGUUGUAAAGGAGAAAGACAGCUGCAACUGUGAAAGUCUUAUUGGCCAGCAAGAAAAUAUUAUCAGAAUUCAAGAGCUGGAACAGGGUUUGUCAUACUUAAGAUGCGUAAGAACCAUCCAAGAUCACAGCACCAACAUAGAAAUGUUUCUGGCGUCACGUAGUGAGUCUGAAGCAGUGACGGAGUUCAGACUGCUGAGCCAGAUGUGUGGUAGGCUUCACACCUCCUCUUGUCAUCACUUGAUCACAUUUCUUAGUGAUACAGUGCAUCAUUGGCACAAUCUGUUGAAAGACAUGUUUUCAGAGCAAUUGGACGAGGUACUCAAGAGUGCUGGUUGGCCGAUAGUGAGCAGCAACAUAUUGAUUACUCCACCCUUGGAUAUCAUGGCCAAGUUUCAAAUCAUCGUCAAACAUUUAUUGAACAUUCAACUUCCUCCAGAGCUGAGUCCUUCUCCCACUGUCACUUCAUCUCUCUUGUCCAACUUCCCUCCCAUCUCCCUGCCUAUCAAUCUGCUCAUCAGACCACUGCGCAAACGGUUCAUCUACCACUUCUGUGGGAACAAGGAGACGAACAAGCCUGAAAAAACUGAAUGGUACAUGACUCAGGUUGUGAACUGGAUCAGAGAUCAUGAGAGUUUUGUAAUGAGUUGGGUGCAGCCAGUCUACAACCAAACUCAACGGACCAAGAUGUCAGCAAAGGUAGAACUGAUGCAAGGCCUAGUACAGCUAGUGGUGGAUAAGCUACAUGGAGAUAUGCCAGUGUUGAUGACCAAUGAUGUCUGGUUCUCCCACAUGGUAGACGAGACACUGGGGUUUGACAAGCAGCUGCGGGAGUGCUACUGUUACCCAGAAACUCUCCCCUCGGCCAUCACUGUCUUGACACAGGCUCAUGUGUUCGUCAAGUGGAUACACAUGGAGAGGAAAUAUGCCAGAGACAAGAUGGAUCACAUUCUGAGCUCGGAAAACGCAUGGAAUGAAGUAACAGGCCAUGAGGAGUUGAGGAUCACUGAGGCUGCAGAAGCCUUUCUGACUCUGCUUCAGACCAUGACAGACAGAUACAGCAUCCUGCCUCAGCCUGGCCACAGGCUACAGUUUGUAGAGCUACAGCUGGAGCUGGUAGAUGAGCUACGUGUCAGACUGCUGCAGCUGUUACACUCUGAGAGACAAGACCCUCUGGAUUCUCAGCUCCCUGCCAUUCUCAACACAGCUGCAUACAUCAUUGAAGUUUUACAUGAGUGGGGGGCCAGCCCUCAAUUUCUGAUGCUACAACACUACAAGAGUCAGUUAGAGAGUGCAGGAAAGACUUUGUCCUCGCUGGAGUCUGCGACCCUCAAGCAAGGUACUUUGUUUGACAACACUCUCUCUUUGCUUCAACAUCUUGUACAAGAGCUGGUUGAUGUGUUGUGUGAAGCUGUCAUGAUGGAGGUCAAGGCUAGAAGUCGACCUUACAGGAAAGAUGUAUGGUUUGCCAUGAACUACGAGACAACUUUGACACCCAGCGCGUGCCCGAUGUUCCAAGUGCUUGUGUCCAAACUGCACUCUCUACAAUCACUGCUGGCAUCUUGUCUCUUCACACUAGCUUGGCAAUCUGUCGCCACUCAGCUCUGCACGUUUUUAUUAGAAGAGCUAGUUCUACAAAACCGCUUCAAUGAGGGAGGAGCCAAGCAACUGGAGCAAGACCUCAACAGAAGCCUGAUUCCGCUCUUUCACCAAUACACACAAAAGCCUGAAGCAUAUUUUUUACCGCUUAAAGAAGCUUGUGCACUUCUGAAUGUGCGACCGCCUCCCCCAGAGUGGAGUAAAGGCAAAUAUGACAAACCCCCAAUGGAAAUCCAUCAUUUGACUAGGGAACUGGUCCGAGAAGUGAUCCAGAGGAGAGCUGAUGUUAUUCCUGAUCUUAUAUAAACAUGUGUUAAAGCUACAAAUAAAAAAUAUUAUAUGACUGUUUGAUAAA